AUGGACGGAUUUGCAAACUCAAAUUACGCCCGUGACCCGGAGAGGUCAUCUCGGCGUUCUCUCUCGCACUACCCCCGAGCCCCCUCGAGAUCGUCGACGAGCACUUCCAGCACCAGGAUGACGCCCCAUAGCGCAAAUAGCUCUUCCUCCCGGCUCGCCACCGAACCCCCUCCUCGGCCCGCCUCCGCUGCCCACCCUUCACAUCGAUACCAUCACAACGCCAGCGUCAAACCGCCCAUAACGCCGCGUCCACAGUCGGUAGUCCCUCGGAUGACGCAAGAACCCCAAGGCCAGAGCCAGAGCCAGAGCGCAGUCUCGAGCUUCUUACAGGAGCGUCUGCAGAAAACCAGAGAAGAAGCCGAGAGGAAUGCCAUCGCGCGGUUGAGACAGGAUAUGGCCGCUUCUAUGGAAGAACGCUCGCGCACCGCCCAGACCUCGCCCGCCCAACCAGGCUCCUCCUCCGACGGCCGUGCAUCCACAUUAGGCUCGAGCACAACCGCCGCAGAGCCUCCCAAGAAGAAGGGGAUGGGCGUCAAGGAGAUGGAAGCCACGGUUUCUACGCUUCACAAGCAGAAUUUCGACCUCAAACUCGAGCUUUUCCACCGCCGCGAACGCCAAAACGCCCUCGAGGAACGCGUCGAAUCUCUCGAAGCCAACAAGCGACAGAUGGAGGAUGUCAACGAUAGGCUUCUGGAAGAGUUGGAGAAACGGGACAAGGCGGUCCAGGAAGCAGUGCAAAUGAUCAUCCUGCUCGAGGCUCAGGUGGAGCAACUCCUCAAAGAACGGGAAAUGGUGAGACAGGUUGAGGCGGCGGGCUACAUCCACUUGGAAGGGCUCGACCCAACUCCCGGCGCGCCGACAUCCGCCGAGAACCCGGGUGAUCUACUCCGGCUGCGGGAGGAACUCAAGGCUGUGAACCGGAUGCCCAGUUUCCUUUCCGACAAUACCGAAAACACGGCCAAUCUACGGCAUGUGCUCCUGGGCACCCAGGCAGGCCUGCUCAGCUCGCCUAAGAUGCUUGCCGACGGUGUUGGUGUUUCGGAUAUCGAGAUGGCCCGGUAUUCAGGGGCGAUGAGCCCGAGCCUCAGCGUCCUCAGCGAGAGCUCGUUCGUCAGCAUCUACGGCGACAAGGGAAGCCGGGAUAAGCCCCGGUCACCCCUGGACGAGCCUUUACCCAUCGACGGCAACAACAACAUUCAUUUCAGCCCAGAUGACCGGGGAAGCACCCCGCGGCCCAGUGCGGCCACCCCACAUCGCGGACCAAGCUCGGGCUCCGCGAGCCGAACAAGCAGCGGUGGCCGGUUCCAGUCCAUCAACGACGUUAUCGAGCGCUCUCCCCUGCAACGGAUCGAACGGCUUGACCGAUCUCUGCAGGGCGAGCCGACCAGUACCAGUCCUUCCAAACAGCAGCGAGUUUCGCAGUCCCAGACCAAGUCGAAGAUGGAGAAGCGUGAGGCUCUACGGAGAGUGCACACCGAUACGCCGCCGAGCGGCCACCGUCAGUCCGACCAGGGCCUACCUCCGACACCCGACACCAUCUCGACGUCUACCCUGAGGCGUUUCGAGACGUCGAACUCGACCGACACGCUCGCACAGUCGGGUACGUUUGGCGAGCGGAGCAAUGGCAGCAUCUCCGAUAGCCGACCGCCGACGGACAGCGUGGGUAGAAAGCACGAAGUGCAGACGCCGGAAGAUAAUGACGGCGUUUCCGUUUCUCGUCCUCAGCCAAAGGUCAUCGCUCCUACCAAAAGAAGAAGCUUUGUGGGCGGCAGUUACUUCGACGACCGGAUGCUGCGGUCCCAUGCACGACCUCGGUCGGCCGACGAGACGACGGCGUCUUUCGGUGGGAAGGGGAAUGCGUGGGACUCGGACUCGGACUCGGACGACGACCAUGACGACGACGAUGAUGGCGCGUCAAUCCAGUCCCUCGAAUCGAGCUUGGAUAUCUGGCUCCAGCAAGGAAAAGAGACGAAGCGACGCGGCGGCCGAGGGUCGCCGGAUCUCUUCGGAUUCCCGGCGAGUGCGGCGGGCUGGAAAACCCGUGCUAUGGUCGGUCCCGGCCCAUCGUCAUCCGAGGGGCCGGGGACUGACGGGGCUCCUCUGGUCUGGCCUGAUCCCUUGGAAGACCUGGUGCCCAUCCAGCAAGCGCUCUUUGGUCCAGGAGUGGCGCCUCCGCCUCCUAACAGGAGAUCGAGUUUGCACGCGCGAACGGGAUCUGCGAGCGCAGCAGCAACGACAACUAAACAAGGACAAGCCGAGAAUGCCGAGAAUGCGGGUGCAACUGGAAAUGCAGAUGCAAAUGCCAGUGCAAGUGCGAAUUCGAAUACGAAUACGAAUACGAACAGUAAGCUACGAAACUCGUUCAUACGAGCGGUGCGGCGCAACAGCGACGAUGGCCGGAACAGGCCGGCGCGUCUCUCAUUGCCGCAGCAGAAGACGACGACGACGGCUACUGCGACGACAGAUGCAAAGCAGGGAAACAAUCGCGCAUACCCGCCUCUGUCGCGACCUACAACGUCGACGUCGACGCCCCGCACCAGCCGCAGGAUCAACAGUCUCUGGCGUCGCUCCCUCGGCGGUACAGGCUCCGCGCCGUCACCUACCCAGCCCAGCCCGGCGACCGAAAAAGUGGCCGCCGCUGACCCGCCGACGACGACGACGACGGUAGACGAGGCAGACGACGGCCACGGCCACGUAACGUGCGGCACGCCGUCGUGGAUCCACCGCAGCAAGGUGAUGAUGGACGACGAUACCCGCGCGCUGGGCGCCACGCCGCCGCCGAUUCAGCGGCAGCCGCAGCCGCAACGGCGGAGGGGGAGCAGCGUGGUGGAAUCGGAAGGCGCACCCGUGGUUGAUGGCGGGUCGUCGUUGCAAAUGCAAAUGCCGUUGCCGACGACGCCCGUGACGCCUGUGGCGAUGGCGCCUAACACGCCGGGGAAGAAUCAGGGAUCUUGGGGCGGAGACGCGACGCCGACGGCUGGUGUCGUUGAAGGGGCGAUGGAAGGGGGGGCGAGUUUGCAUGGCGGAGGGAGGGACCACAACGGUUCCCGGCGGAAGUGGAUUCCGGGGUUUGGACGGGCGAGCGGGCUUCGGAACCGCAUGGGAUAG
Molecule: messenger RNA, 3108 nt
Organism: Sodiomyces alkalinus F11
Lineage: Eukaryota; Fungi; Ascomycota; Sordariomycetes; Glomerellales; Plectosphaerellaceae
Exons: 2
Coding region: 1-3108 (1035 amino acids)
Cellular component (GO): microtubule organizing center
Source: RefSeq, a predicted model, not a curated record